GUAGCCGCCGCGGAGCCCACUGCCAACGCUCCUGAGCAGAAGAUGGCUGUGCCUCCCACGUAUGCUGAUCUUGGCAAAUCUGCCAGGGAUGUCUUCACAAAGGGCUAUGGAUUUGGCUUAAUAAAACUUGAUCUGAAAACAAAAUCCGAGAAUGGAUUGGAAUUUACGAGCUCAGGUUCAGCCAACACUGAGACCACCAAAGUGACGGGCAGCCUGGAAACCAAGUACAGAUGGACUGAAUAUGGCCUGACGUUUACAGAGAAAUGGAACACGGACAACACGCUGGGCACGGAGAUCACUGUGGAGGACCAGCUUGCGCGUGGCCUGAAGCUGACCUUCGAUUCAUCCUUCUCACCAAACACUGGGAAAAAAAACGCUAAAAUUAAGACAGGGUACAAGCGGGAACAUAUCAACCUGGGCUGUGACGUGGAUUUUGAUAUAGCCGGUCCUUCCAUCCGGGGCGCUCUGGUGCUGGGUUAUGAAGGCUGGCUGGCUGGCUACCAGAUGAAUUUUGAGACCGCAAAGUCUCGAGUGACUCAGAGCAACUUUGCGGUUGGCUACAAGACCGAUGAGUUCCAGCUUCACACUAAUGUAAAUGAUGGAACAGAGUUUGGUGGCUCCAUUUAUCAGAAGGUGAACAAGAAGCUGGAGACUGCUGUUAAUCUGGCCUGGACAGCAGGAAACAGUAACACUCGCUUCGGAAUAGCAGCCAAGUACCAGAUUGACCCAGACGCCUGCUUCUCGGCUAAAGUGAACAACUCCAGCCUGAUAGGAUUAGGAUAUACUCAGACCCUAAAGCCAGGUAUCAAACUGACACUGUCGGCUCUGCUGGAUGGCAAGAAUGUCAAUGCUGGUGGCCACAAGCUUGGUCUAGGACUGGAGUUUCAAGCAUAAAUGAAUAUUGUACAAUCGUUUAAUUUUAAACUAUUUUGCAGCAUAGCUACCUUCAGAAUUUAGUGUACCUUUUAAUGUUGUAUGUCUGGGAUGCAAGUAUUGCUAAAUAUCAUGUUAGACUUCCAGGUUAAAGAUGAUUCAGCUUUAGGGUGUUACCCUUUCAGAGGUACAGAAGAAACCCAAUUUCAAAAAGGUCCUUUCAGCUGUAGACUUGGUGGGGAGCUUGCUGGCCCCACUAGAGAUGUCAGGUUUCUUUUUUACCUAGAAAUGGCUGCAAGUGGAAGCUGAUAAUUUGCAGGCACUUUGUAAAUUCCUAUUGAGUAAUUGAAUGAAAUUGUAACUUCCUGAGAAUUGAACCUUGGUUUCCUACCCUAACUGAUUGAGGAGAGGCUCUUUGUUUGAUGGUGUGUACAAACUUAUCUGAAAGGGACUUUUUUAGGCAGGGACUUUUUCCACCUCCAUCCAUCACCUCUUUUACACAAAAAGUAGUGUGCAGGGUGUGGUAGCUCUUUCUUUUGUGCCAUUUUGGGGUGGAGAAGUUGUGAUGAAGCCAAUAAUUCAGGACUUAAUUCCCUCUCACAUUGUGGUUUUUUUGCCCUUGCACCAGAGUAUGAAGUAGCUUCUAAGAGCCCCAGCUGCAAGCUGGGAAGAGUCUCUGUGACUGUAAUCACAUGGUGACAACACUCAGAAUCUAAAUUGGACUUCUGUUGUAUUCUCGCCACUCAAGUUUAUUUUUUAGCAGUUUAAUGGGUACAUUUUAGAGUUCCAUUUUGUGUGGAAUUAGAUUCUCCCCUUCAAAUGCUGUAAUUAACAUCACUUAAAACUGGAAUAAAAUAUUGAAACCUUAAAAAAAAAAAA
This is a messenger RNA of Cervus elaphus (red deer), 1752 nucleotides long. RefSeq names its product voltage-dependent anion-selective channel protein 1. The record is from RefSeq and is a predicted model, not a curated record. Bases 43 to 894 code for a protein of 283 amino acids. Gene Ontology annotation, biological process: monoatomic anion transmembrane transport. The transcript has a single exon. Gene Ontology annotation, molecular function: voltage-gated monoatomic anion channel activity. Lineage: Eukaryota; Metazoa; Chordata; Mammalia; Artiodactyla; Cervidae. Gene Ontology annotation, cellular component: mitochondrial outer membrane.